Molecule: messenger RNA, 4800 nt
Organism: Owenia fusiformis
Lineage: Eukaryota; Metazoa; Annelida; Polychaeta; Sabellida; Oweniidae
Source: the annotation of a GenBank genome assembly
UUACCCCAGAUCUUAGAUCCAUUGAUAAACUUGGAGCUCCUAUCCUGGCCGACAACACUUGUACCAUCAAUGGUCUACAAAGGAUUAGAUCGGAUUAGUGGCCAAAGGAUUAGUGUGGAUUAUCCCUAAUCUCACUCAUCUUCUGCAGAUAGAUAUCUAAGUUUGGAUUACUACGAAUUAAUAUUCAGUGUUGUGCAAGUUAUCUCCCUUAGUAUCUAGCAGCCAAUCGACUCUACUCUGGGACUCUAAGCUCGUACUAUAAAUCUCCGUCACUCAACUGGUAUUGGAUUAAGACUCCAGACCUAAAAGUUAAGGAUGGGGAGUAUACAACUAAUAAAGCACUGUCUCCUAGCUACUUUAUAUAUAUUAUUAGUUGAAGUCCAUACAGUCAGACCAAAUGUUGACGAAACAUGCGCCACUGGGGCCAGCAAGUGCCACGCCACUUCCACGUGUCAGGAUUACUAUGACGACCGUACAUUCAAGGGGGGAUAUUGUUGCGAGUGUUCCUCAGCAUUAUAUGGCAAUGGAGUCAACUGCCUUGAGCCAAGGAAAGCUCAGAGAGUGAACGGCAGAGUGACUGGAUCAAUCAAUGGAGUCCAACUAAAUGUUGAUCUCCACUCAUACGUCGUAACAAUUGAUGGCAGAUCUUACACCGCCAUAAGUCGUUCCCCAACCAAUGAGCUUGGUUUCUCCAUGCAGAGUUUAUCAGCAAUAGGUGGCAUUGUUGGUUGGCUGUUCGCUGUCCCAACAAAUACAAAAAAUGGAUUUAUGGUCACAGGUGGAGUAUUUAACCGCACACUAACAAUCACAUUCCAAAAGAACGGAAACAAACUGAAGGUCAAACAGCAGAUGUUGGGGCCAUCCCCCGAACUGAUGAGGAUGAACACGGAAAUUAGCGGAACUAUCCCAAGAAUCCCACAGGGGGCAAAGGUCUCAAUUGAAGAUUAUAAGGAGGAAUACCGUCGGGUGUCACCAGGUGUAAUAAAAUCCUACGCUACCCGCACGUUCCGUAUCAAUGGUGUUUCUCAGCGCUUUACCUUAGACCAAGUGAUCACAUACAAAGAGUGCCCAUUUAAAGCACCAGAUGUCCCUGAUGUACUUCGACUUAGCGUUACCCGUAACUUUGUGACCUUCCAAGAAAAAGAACAAAUUGUGCGUUAUGCCAUGACAACAAAGAUCGCACCAGUUACAGGAGGAGGUAGCGGAGACCCAUGCAGGGACGAAGGACUGAUAUGUGACUCUAAAGCUACAUGUGAGCUUGGCGAAGGUGGCUACAGAUGUGUUUGCAAAGCAGGUUUCACUGGCAGUGGACAGCAAUGUGUCGAUGAAGACGAAUGCCAACUGAGAACCAAUGACUGUCAUCCCAAUGCCAGAUGUAUUAACACCAAUGGAGGAUUCCAGUGUCGUUGCAAUACAGGAUACAAUGGCGAUGGCAAAAUAUGUGAAAGAGACAAUCGUUGCGGUACAGGGGUUUGCGAUGCUAAUGCACGAUGUGUCUAUAAUAGCGACGAGGGCAUUGAAAUGUGUGAAUGUUUACCUGGUUACUAUGGCAGCGGAUAUGAUUGUAAGGAAGUCGAGGCGGGAUGCGACGUUGUUAACAAUUGUGAUGAUAACGCAGAAUGUGUUUUCAAUCGUGAAACACGUCGUUAUCAGUGUGAGUGCAAUGAUGACUUCAGUGGGGAUGGCGUGACGUGUACCGAAGGAACUGAUGAACCCGGGUGUAGAGAUUGUGACACAAAUGCUCAAUGUAUUUAUGACGAAAGUAGACUUAUGUAUCGUUGCCAGUGCCGUGAAGGUUACACAGGAGACGGCAAUACUUGUUCAGAGCUAGGAGAACAGGGCUGUGAAGUGCUACGAAACUGCGGACGUGAUGCCAGUUGUACUUAUGACGAUUAUUACCGCAAAUACGCCUGCAAAUGCAACCCAGGCUUUGAGGGAGAUGGUUACAGAUGCACCAAAGAAGAAGCUGUACCAUGUAACAGAAUCAACAACUGUGACCCAAAUGCAGAAUGUACCAGAAUACCUUCCACAGGGGAAUACCAAUGUAGAUGUCUACGUGGAUUCCAAGGGGACGGCUACUUAUGCACACAAUCAUUGGACUGCCGCAGUGACGCCACAAUUUGUGACUCAAACGCCAGAUGUACCCGAGGAAGUUCUGGUUAUGUUUGUUCUUGCAACCGUGGAUAUUCUGGUGACGGUACACGAUGUGUCUUGCAAGGAGACCAGGGCAGCUACUUAGUGUACGCACAGGGAAUGUCCAUCAUGAAAGUGCCAUUUGAGCCCAACCAAGAGAACCCAGGAACAAUGAUUCUACACAUACCAGGCCAAACCGCAGUGGGUGUUGGAGCAGACUGUCAAGAUCGCAUGGUUUACUGGACUGAUGUGUCUGGUAAUACAAUUAACAGGGCUUCAUUUGAGGAUGGUAGUGGCUCAGAAAUGGUGUUUGAAGGUCUUGGAUCCCCUGAAGGUAUUGCGAUAGAUUGGAUUGCCCGUAAUAUUUACUGGACCGACUCUGGUCUUGAUCGUAUAGAGGUGGCUAAGAUAGAUGGGACCAACAGGAAGACAAUCAUUGAAGGAGAUCUUGUUAACCCGAGAGCAAUUGCAAUUGAUCCACGCAGAGGAACUCUCUACUGGACUGACUGGAACAGAAAGGCCCCUAAGAUUGAGAUGUCCAGCAUGGAUGGUUCUGAGAGACACGUCAUAGUUGAUGAUAACUUAGGUCUACCUAAUGGCCUUACUGUUGAUUAUGACACUGAACAGCUAUGCUGGGCCGAUGCAGGUUCCCAGCAUAUAGAGUGCGCUAGGCCAGAUGGUAGCGGACGUAAGGUGAUCUACAAUCUCGCUUCAUACCCCUUUGAUAUCGCUCAAGCUAACGGCAAUCUUUACUGGACUGACUGGGACAUGAAGAGCAUCCCAAACAUUGCUCAAAAUGGUGGCACCCCUAAUGAACCCAUUGGCCUCCCACCAGCAAUAGGUGUCCAGCAGGAAGCAAUGCUUGCUCAUAUAACAAUGGCGGAUGUAGGUUCUUAUGUCUUCCAACUGCCAAUGGAGGGCGCACCUGUGCCUGCCCGGAUGAUAUCGAUGAGGACGAGUGCAAUCAAAUCAACUUACUUUAAUAGGAAAAGCACAGCAUUCACCAACUAAAACUGUCGAUGUGGAGUACUAAGUCAAUCAAUUGAUCAGAAGCUAUAACAGAACAUAUAGUAUAAUAGACUCUUGAGGCAGUGUAUAUCAGGAUAUGUACAGUACAAACUGGGGAAACAACCAUUUGAGUUUGUCGAAUAAAAGAUCGCAAUGGUUUUUUCAAGUUGAAUGUUUGUUUAUAGGAUAAAAAUCAUUAUUUUGUCUCAACAUGGACUAGAUUGAAGAUUCACAGGGUGCUUAUUCUUUUUCAUAUUUGAUAUAUUUGAAAAAUAACCAACUGAAACCAUCGUGAUCUUUCAUUAACACACAAUCUGUACAUUUUUCUGGGUCACAUCAUUGGGUCAGGGACUUGGUAUAAUACUCAAAUCUGGAGUAUGGCUUGCCAACCCAGAUAUUUAUGGCUAAUGUAUGGCUUGCCAACCCAGAAAUUCAGAUGAUAUAUUACAAACAUGAAUUUGUACAUAGACUAAUAAUGUUAUAUAGACUAUAGAAAUUGUAUAAAGACUGAUUUGUGUAUGUAAACUGUAUAAAAUUGUGUGCGGAUGCACUUAGCGUUUAGUAUUUUAAGUUGUAUGUUGCCACAUGUCCUGUGUGAUGUAAUUACAAUAUGUAUGUACUUUACUAAAUAAUUAACUAAUUAUAUUUGUAUACAUUGGUAUCCAGUUCAAUUAUCAAUAUUAAAAUACUGCAUUGUCGCCCAAAUCUUUAUCCUUUAAGGUUGGAAUUAUUUCAGUUUGAAUUCAUGAACUUUAGGAUUGUAAUUGUGAUUCUAAAAUUGAAUAUUAUGUAAUCAGUGAGUCUUUUUUUCACAGUUAGAGCAAAAAUGUGAAUGUUACAUUGAUUAAUGAAAACACCUGAUAUCUCAUUGUACCAUAUUUGGUUAUAAUAUUAACCAAUGGCAAACAGCUGAAUAUUCACUUCAUUUUGAUAAAAAAAAAACAUACAUGUAAAAUGGCUAAACAUAUGUAUUUUUGUGUACUUCCCUUGAGAAUGUAUAUUUCUAUAAGUAUGACUUAUUUUGAUGACUAAAAUGAGCAUGUGCCAACAGUGUCAUGAGAUUUUUAUGCCAUGUUUUCUUGCCAUUUUCAUUUCAUUUCAUAUUUUAGUAAAAAUUUAAGAGUAACAAAGGAAAUUCAACCAGAAUGAGUUGUUAGAUAGAAACUAUUAUAGAACCAUUUUACUCACCUCAGGAAAAGUGUAUCAAAUAAAAAAUAGGACAUCAAAUUCAUAAUGAAUAAAUGUUUAAAAAUAAGAGAUGUGUGGUUUGUUAUUUCUUUCUCAGAUUGUACCAUGUGAUACCACAGGGGGUGAUAGUCGUCGCUGACCUUCACGGUUGAUGUUCCCUGAUCAAGGUGUAACAAUAAAAAACAACAAAUUUUCAUAUUAAUACGUAGUUAACAGCCUUACAUCCUGCCCAAAUUAUGGAUCUUAUCUCAGUCUUUCAAACAAAUCUAAAUUCACAACCAGAGACCGCAUAUUUAUGGAGAUAUAGUCCAUAUAGACCUCGAAAGUAGUGCCAUUAACUUGCACACAGUCAAUUGCAUUUCGAUUUGGGCUUGAUCUUGUUAUAUUUUCAUAAACUUAUUCUGCACUUUGUGUUAUUGAUACAAGAUUUAAAAAACGCUUGUGUAAUUUUUAAAACAUACAAGGGUCGAU